GUUACAGAGAGUUUCUUUUACGUCGUUGUUUACUUAGAUAGAAUAGCGAAAAAUUGUUACUGUCAUAAGAAAGGCAUUUAAAGGGUAUAACUGGUAAUCAAGAAUUUAAAGUGGAUAUAAAGACAAAAAAAAGUGUAAUAAAAGAGUUAGAAAUAUUGUUUUUUGUGAAAUAGAGGCUAACCUGAUUACAAGGGAUGCUUCUGUCAAUCAAACUAAAUCUUUUCAUGGUAUUUGUUUUGGCAUCAGCAGAGGAAAAAAAUUUAAAAUGGUCAUGCAACCUACUGGAUUUGUCUAACGGAUGCAAAUUGCUGGCUUUGUCUGACAACGUGUGCACAAUCAUGUACAAAACUAAUGAGAUAGAUAUUUUAUCAUCAUUUGAUGUUAGUGAAGACACACCUGGUAUUAACAGUAUUUCGGAAAGAUAUGGUGCCUAUCAGUUUUAUAUGUUUAGUAAGGAACUGAUUGCUACUGCAUCAAUUUCAAAAGAACUUAUCUUUAAGCUGAUAAAAAGCAAAGAAUUUUUUGUAUCAAUAAAUAUUCGACAUGAUAAAAGAACUCCAAGUACAGUUUUAGCUCUACAAACUAGUUCGGGAAAAUCAAAGCUAGUUCUGUGGGUAGACUCCUUUGAGAGAAAAGUUGGGCUUAAGUCUCAUUCUAUUAAAAACGGAAAAAACAGUAUUGUUUUUAAGCACAUUCCAGUACAACAAGGGUCAUGGCACAGAUUACUUAUAAGUUUUAAAGAACUAGAUACUGAUUCUCCUAUUGUUCAGUUAUAUGUGGACUGUCAGUAUGUAGGAAAAAAAGAUUUUCCUCUUAAUUUACGAUAUUCUUUAAUGGAAGAUAGUAUGGAUACUGAAAUAAGACUCGGGCAGCAAAAACAUACUCAUGGCAAUGAUCCACAAAAGUUUAUUGGUGCUAUGCAAGAUUUCAAGUUCGUAUUUAAUAGAGCAGUUGACUGGUAUAACAAUCCUAAAAAGUGUUUGUCAAUGGAUAUUCAUGUUAAUAAUUUCAAAGCGUACCAAGCUCCUGAUCCAUUUGUGCUAGAAAAAGAAAUUGCUAAACUUACUGCUGGUAUUAAAAGUAUUCAAUUAUAUAUGGCUGAGCAGGCAAAAGAAACUAGUUUCAUUUUAAACUGGAUGAAAACUUGCUCCAAAUGCUCUAUUGAAGGACCUGAAUCCCCUGGUAAUAUAAGUGUGUGUUCUGGAAAUCCGUGCAUAGCAGAAGCUGACUGCAUCAGCCAUGAGGGAUUCACUUAUGAAUGCAAGUGUAAAGAUGGAACUGCUGGAAACGGAAUGCAUUGUGGAAAAGAUUCUGAUUCUGAUGGAAUACCUGACAAAAAGUUAAAUUGUGAUGAUAUGUCAUGUAGAUCUGAUAAUUGUGUUAAUUUUCCUAACGCCGGUCAAGAAGAUGCUGAUCUCGAUGGUCAAGGAGAUGCUUGUGAUAUAGAUGAUGAUAAUGAUGAAAUACUUGAUGAAGAAGACAAUUGCCCUAAAGUUUCAAAUGUAAAUCAAGUUGAUAUGGAUGGUGAUGGAAUUGGUGAUAAAUGUGAUAACUGUCCUUUUGAAAAAAAUCCUGAUCAAAAAGAUGCAAACAAAGACGGCACUGGUGAUGCCUGUGUGAAAGAUCGAGAUGGAGAUGGUGUAAAAGAUAAAGCUGAUAACUGUUUAGUUAUAUCAAAUCCAGAUCAACUUGAUCAUGAUGGUGAUGGGGUAGGAAAUGAAUGUGAUAACUGUCCUAAUGUUUAUAAUCCAACUCAGGUGGAUGCAGAUAGUGAUAAUGUUGGUGAUGAAUGUGACUCUAACAAUGACAUUGAUAGAGAUGGUAUCCAAGAUGAUCAAGACAACUGUCCUUAUGUCCCAAAUUCUAAUCAACUGGAUAUUGAUAAAGAUGGAAAAGGAGAUGUUUGCGACCUUGAUGAUGAUAACGAUGGAAUUGAAGACACUCGUGACAAUUGUCAAAUGGUAGCUAAUCCUUUGCAAAAAGAUACUGAUGGUAAUGGAAUUGGUGAUGCAUGUGAUGGUAACUAUGAUGGAGAUGACAUACAAAACGUGAAAGAUAAUUGUCCACUCAAUCCUUCUAUAUACAACACAAAUUUCACUCAUUACCAAAUGAUCAAGCUGGAUCCUAAUGGAACUUCUCAAGUAGAUCCAGAGUGGGAAAUUUUAAAUCAUGGUGCCGAAAUUAAACAAUGGAGAAACAGUGAUCCGGGUCUAGCAGUUGGAGUUGAAAGGUUUGGUGGUGUUGAUUUUUAUGGCACGUUUUACAUUCAUGAUGAGAAAGAUGAUGAUUUUGCAGGUUUUGUAUUUGCUUUUCAAGACAGUAGUAAUUUUUAUGCUUUAAUGUGGAAAAAAGAAGAGCAAACUUAUUGGAUUGAAACUCCCUUUAAAGCAAAUGGAGAGUCUGGUAUUCAACUGAAGGUAGUCAAAUCAAAAACUGGACCUGGUGAGCACUUGCGCAAUGCGCUGUGGAGUUCUUCAAGUGUUGCAGAACAGACAAAUGUUUUAUGGACUGAUCCUCUGAAACAAGGAUGGAAACCAAAAACAUCAUAUAGAUGGUCUUUAAUUCACAGACCAGAUUUAGGUUUAAUAAGAAUCAUUAUUAAAAAUGGCAUGGCAGUUGUCAGUGAUUCUGGUUACAUUGUUGAUCAUUCUUUUAAAGGUGGUCGUUUAGGCGCUUUGGUAUUUUCUCAGAAGGAAAUAGUAUUUUCGGAUCUUCAUUACGAUUGCAAUGAUAAAAAACCAGAAGACUACAAUUCUAAAUUUAAAAAAUAAGCGAUAAAAACAUUAUCAAAACUGAGACAUGCGUUGAACCGUUUGUUUAUGUUAAAUAUGAAAGAUUUUAAUGAAAGCGCAUUGCAAGGUUAUAUUACGGUACUUUACUACGAUGAAAUAGUGUAUUAUACUAUUAUAGCAUACAUACUUUAAUCAACUAUGCUAUUAUUGCAUAUAUACUUUGAUCAACUAUGCUGUUAUUGCAGUACUUUGAUGAAAUUUGAAGUAUGAAAAUUUUUGACACAAAAUUAGAAAUGUAUGAACUUUUUAUUUAAUUUUUUGUAUUUUUAUAGUUAUCUAAGAAUUUGAUGUUUAUAAAUUUACAUUAAGGUUUUAUAAAUUUUUAUUAAGAAAAACUGUUAUUUUAAUAUUUAUGUUUUGUAUAUUUUUCAUUUGAUUUGCAAUGUAUCUUUUAUAUUUGAAUUCUUUUAAAUCGAUAAAGUUUAAUGGAGGUUCUGAAGUUUUAAUUAGUAUUUACGCAGUGAAGUUAUUUUUUUCAAAUCUUUGUAAACUCGGCCUAUUUUUGAUAUCAAAGUAUAAAAUAAAACAUAAAAUAUUUAAAGCUCUUUGUAAAAGUUUGAGUGGUCUUAUUUCUAUGGAAUAUUGAAUGUAAAAGCUGAUCUACAAAGUUAAUGAAAUAGAUACGUACAAAGCGUACAAAAGAUAUUUAA
Hydra vulgaris (swiftwater hydra) is the source of this 3442-nucleotide messenger RNA. The record is from RefSeq and is a predicted model, not a curated record. NCBI's taxonomy places the organism in Eukaryota, Metazoa, Cnidaria, Hydrozoa, Anthoathecata, Hydridae.